This is a messenger RNA of Paramecium sonneborni, 1677 nucleotides long. The record is from the annotation of a GenBank genome assembly. NCBI's taxonomy places the organism in Eukaryota, Ciliophora, Oligohymenophorea, Peniculida, Parameciidae.
AUGAAAAUUUACAUUUUGUUGUUAGCAUUGGUAGCAACAUAGUAAAUGACAGUUGUCUUAUCAUUCUUAUAACCUAACUAGUAUUAUGAUAUAUAUAGUUAGAGAUGAUGCUGCUAAUGUAAUUGAAAAUACAAAAGAAUUAAGCAAUCAGGAUGUUGAAGUUGAGACUACAACCUUAGUUUCCUAAGAUGAUAAUAAUUCAGUUACUUAAUUGUAGGACUUAGAUGAUGUUCAGUUAAAUACUGAUAUUAAUACUAAUGAUGAAUCAUAAUAAAUGUUAAAUCCAGAUGAUGAGACACCAUAAAAUAACAUUGAAGUACUUAAGUAAAAUAAUUUAGGUUGUUCAAGAGGUAGAUAUGGAUGAUAACUAUAAUGAUAACCAACAAUAAGAUUAAGAAUUUUCAGAAUAAUUGUAGGAAGUUGAAGACCAUAAUUAUGAUUAAUCAGAAUAAAAUAUUGAGUACACUGAAGAUACACAAAAUGAUCAAGAAAUUAAUAAUAAUUAGGUUGAAGCUUAGGAUGAUGUUGAAGUUUAGCCUGAAACUGAAGAUUAUACACAAGUUUAAGAUUCUUAAGAAAAUAAUUAAUAUGCUGAUGAACCUUAAGUUUAAGAUUAAUAAGAAUUCGAUGUAUAUGAUACACAAUAAGAGGUUGACAAUCAAAAUGUAUAAGAAAAUGAUGCUGAAAUUUAAUAGGAAUCAAAUGAAGAUGUUUAUGCUGAUCCUGAAACAGAUUCUGUUUAACAAUCUGAAAUUUAAAAUGAUGAAGUAUAACAACAGGAUUCUGAAGCUUAAGAUGUUUAAGUUGCAUUUGAGAAUGAUUAAAAUGAUGAAGUUGAAAAUGAAACAGAAUUUGAAUAAGAUAAUUAAGAAGCUGAAUCAACCGAUAAUUAUAUUGAUGAAGUACCAUAAGCUGAAUAAGAAGAUAUUUAAUAAUCUGAUGCUUAAGCAUCUGAAUAAGAAAAUAAUUAACAAGAAAUGUAAACUUAAGAAGAGACAAUCUAAUUCUAUGAUUCUCCAACCAACUAAAAUCUUGUCAAUCAAGAAAUUAAGUUGAUUCCUGAUGAAGAAUCAAAUAAUGCUGAAGCAUAAAUUGUUGAUGAAUAACCAAUCAUUGCUGCUGCUGAAGAAUAACAAAUUAUUGUUGAUGAAUAAUAAAAUACUGGUGAUGAAUAAUAAAAUGCUGCUGAUGAAUAAUAAAUUGUGGUUGAAAAUCAAACUUAAGAAGUUGUAAAUGAAAAUAAUUCUUCAGAAUCAGAAUCUAACAAUAGUGCUGAUCCAAAUGAUAUUAAUUUUGAUAAUAAUGACACAUUAGUAAAGUAAUUUAUAUACAUUAUUAAUUAAUAGUGAAGGAAAUGAUUGUGUCAUCAUUUAUAAUUAAUGUUAUUUCAAAGGGGAAUCUAUGAAAACUUGUGGAGAUUUAAGUUAAAUGAAGUAUAUUUUAUCAUUAAACUAUUUAGAGAUUUCUAAUAUGAGAUUAGAUCUCUAUAAAUACCAUCUGGAACUACUCUAACCAUCUUUGAUCAUCCAAACUUCGAAGGGUAAAAGCAUGUGUUCUCUCAAAGUGAAUAAUGUUUGACAGACGCUGUUUUCUUUGCUCAAAUGGUCUUCUAAAAAGAAUAAAAGUUCCUUGGUAACUAUUUCUGAUAAAAUCAAAAUAUAACAUUAAAUUAUGAUA